AUGCAGGUUCCCCCCAGGCCCGUCGGAGCUCACGGAUUCUACGUGCGUAAUUACGCACCGGCGUCGCUGUACCCGCAACACCCCGGAGCUCCGUGCGAGUCCCCAGCCAAGCCCGCCGGCGGGAAAUCCUUCACCAUCGAGGCUUUGCUGGCCAAACCGGAGGACGCCGCCGGCGACCGGGAGAGUCCUGCUCAGCGCGGAGCCAAGCCGCAACCCGCGGCCCCCGCCGCGCCUCUCGGCGGCCUGCAGACGGCCCCGGCAGCCUUCGGCUACUCUCCAAACCUGCUGCACUCAGCCUUCCACGCGCAUCCUGGAUACUCCCUGUACUGCUGCCCGUCCUUCUACCAGUCCUCGUGUCGCGGCGCGUUUUACGCACAAGCUCCGGCCUCCAGAGCCAGCGCGGGCCUGCACGCCUUCAAGAGCAAGAGCGGGAAGUCCAAACGGAUGCGCACGAGCUUCACCAGCGAGCAGCUGUCCCGGCUGGAGAAGGAGUUCGCGCGGCAGCAGUACAUGGUGGGGUCGGAGCGGUUCCUGCUGGCGUCCGCGCUGCAGCUGACCGAGGCGCAGGUCAAAGUCUGGUUCCAGAACCGGCGCAUCAAGUGGCGCAAACAGAGUCUGGAGCAGCAGCAGGCCAAGCUGGCCAAGCUGGGCCUGGCCGCCGCCCCGGAGAGCCCUGGGUCCCCGGGCCGGCGGCGCGGCGGCGGCGAGGAGUCCUCUGACUCCGACGUGGACAUCGACGCGUCGGACGACUCCGCUGACCCCUGA
Molecule: messenger RNA, 765 nt
Organism: Salarias fasciatus (jewelled blenny)
Lineage: Eukaryota; Metazoa; Chordata; Actinopteri; Blenniiformes; Blenniidae
Gene: noto
Product: notochord homeobox
Exons: 3
Coding region: 1-765 (254 amino acids)
Biological process (GO): central nervous system development; neuron differentiation; regulation of transcription by RNA polymerase II
Cellular component (GO): nucleus
Molecular function (GO): DNA-binding transcription factor activity, RNA polymerase II-specific; RNA polymerase II cis-regulatory region sequence-specific DNA binding
Source: RefSeq, a predicted model, not a curated record